ACGUUCCGGCCGCGCAAGCGCAGCCUAUCUGUUGGCGGCGAGAACAGCUGCCGCGACUUUUUCGCACGGCAGAUUGAGCAGUAUGGCCUGCAGUCACUGCUAACGUCGCCAGUGGGUGUGUGCUAUCUGCUGGCGUCGACCAUCCUGGGCUACUGCUCUGAAAACCUGCUUUUCUAUCUGGAGGUUGAGCACUACCGCGCAGCCAAGUUUAGCAGCAACGAGAGGCGCACGCGCUACGCCACGGGCAUUUACAAGGCGUUCAUUUCGAACCGCGCGGCUCUAGAAAUUAACAUUAGCCACGCUGUG
Molecule: messenger RNA, 306 nt
Organism: Kickxella alabastrina
Lineage: Eukaryota; Fungi; Kickxellomycota; Kickxellomycetes; Kickxellales; Kickxellaceae
Exons: 1
Source: RefSeq, a predicted model, not a curated record